Messenger RNA from Symsagittifera roscoffensis, 972 nucleotides. RefSeq lists its product as uncharacterized. Bases 14 to 913 code for a protein of 299 amino acids. The transcript has 5 exons. The record is from RefSeq and is a predicted model, not a curated record. Lineage: Eukaryota; Metazoa; Xenacoelomorpha; Acoela; Convolutidae.
AUUAGUAGUUAGGAUGAUGAACUUCCAAGGUAUUGCUAUACUCACAGCAGCUUUUUUGUCCGCGGAGGUAUAUUGCUCUUUGUACACGCCCCGAGGGUACUCAACAACUGAUGCCACUGAAGGUUGGGAGUCGCUGGUGUUCUGGAUUACGAACUCAAUCAGCAAACGCGGAAUAGCAUGUUCAACACACAGUCAAUGGUACUGCCUGGACGCAUAUCAUACUCCGGACCCACAGGCUUCUGGACGCGCGAUGAUGCCAGACUUAUCUGGGCGAUCUACUUUUCUGCAACCGUUCGCAGCCAAGGCCUGGUUCGAUCUGCUGAUAAAAGAAAAAUGGGAGGACAUAAACAUGAUCAAUUUUCUCAAUCCACGUGACUGCUGCACAAACCAGGUGGACAAGUACAUGGUAUUCGGACUUUUACAUAAAAUGAUGAAUCCUGACCUGUACAUGGCCAAACUUACAGACUACAAAAAUGAAAGCAAGCCACUCAAUUUUAUAAUGGCCGUAUAUCUGCCCACAAUCUGCUCAAAUGUUAUCGUCGAAGUUGGUUUCGGCCCAGGUAACUUUCGGCGAAGUCACCAUCCGACUGUAGUCGAGGGCGCCCCUUAUGUCAUACUCGGCCGAGAGGUGGAACAUUUUGGACUCCGUCAUAUGGAUUCGGUAACUUUCAAUUACACAACUGUUGCAGAGGAUCUGACAUUUCAUUGGUUCAAACAUAACAUCAUGUGUAAAGAUAAUGCAUGGAUUUGUGACGAAACAAUGCCUGGUAAAAAUCAAGGGGCAGGUGGGGGAAAAGGAAGGAGUGGUGGGGCUAGUGGCAGUGAGAAGAAAAGUGGGGGCAGCAAAAAAGGAAGAAGGAAGAAGCAGCAGGCUGCUCAAAGAAAAACCGAGUUCAGAAGAAGGCGUCACUGAUGUCUAUAUUUGCUAAAGUUUCUUAUGAUUUUUUAUGACAGAACAUGACACUAUUUUUA